Messenger RNA from Micromonas commoda, 747 nucleotides. RefSeq lists its product with no specific name. The coding region runs from base 1 to 747 and encodes 248 amino acids. NCBI's taxonomy places the organism in Eukaryota, Viridiplantae, Chlorophyta, Mamiellophyceae, Mamiellales, Mamiellaceae. The record is from RefSeq and is a predicted model, not a curated record. The transcript has a single exon.
AUGCCGUCCGAGGAGGAAGGACCUCGCCAGACGGAGCCCUCGGCGACCUCAACAUCCCAGCCGAAAACAGGCCGGAGUGCGCCCGCGACUGUCACGGAUGUUCCCUGGCUCGCUGAUGUGGAGCAGAUGCGCCGACGAGUCCUCGCGGAAGCGGAGUCACUCCGCGGCGAAGCCCGUGGCCAUUACGAAAACCUGAGCGCCCAGGCGAGGGAGAAGCUCGAGGAGGCCGUCUGGGAGGCGUCGUCUCUCGCCGGGUUACAGUCUCAGAGCGCGGAGACGCUCAGUCUCCUGGCGAGAGAUAACAUCGGGCGCAAGUUCAAGGGAAGCGCCGAGGAGGUUGCGCGCUGGCAGGCGCAGGUGGUGCGGUCCGUGGAGGACAGAGUCAUCGCCGAAUUCGAGUCCUUCGUGGACGAGUUGGAGCCGAGCCUGUACCAGUCGGGGCGGAUGAUGACCGAGUCUGCGCUCGGUUUCGUGCGGUUCACCAGGGCCCCGGCCAAGGACGCGAUCGAGGAGGCGCGAAAGGAGGGCGACGCGGACAAGACGUCGAGGCUGGAGCGCUUCGACCGGGCGAUUUUGACGCCGAUGCUAAAACCCGUUCAACGAGGGAUGAAGGAGCCCCUUCUGGAACGCGCCCCGUACGUCGCGGGGGGGGUUGUGAUGUACGGCCUAGCGUGCGGUUUCCUCGGUGCGUGGCUGGCUAAGAGAGGGGGCGGUGGCGGGGGAGGAUCUUCCGGCGAGGGAACGUGA